Poecilia reticulata (guppy) is the source of this 1893-nucleotide messenger RNA. The record is from RefSeq and is a predicted model, not a curated record. NCBI's taxonomy places the organism in Eukaryota, Metazoa, Chordata, Actinopteri, Cyprinodontiformes, Poeciliidae.
GUACCAGUAAACCAAAUUAAUGUUUAACUGGGUGGGCCAUCCUCAUUUACACAAUGUUUGUAACCCUCCUGUGUCUAUAUCUUCUUAAGAGUUUGAGUAAAACAGAUAAGGGAUAGCAUACAACAGAGACGGAGGUGCAAAGGGAGUCCAGCACGAAGAUAAGAAGAGAAUUUUGCAAACUAAGAAAAUUAGGACUAAGAGAAGUACAGUGAUCUGACAAGAAAAUAGAGUCUUGAAGGCCUGAUUGUCAGUGACACGAUGAGCGGAGGAUGUAGAUGUGUACUGGCAGCAGCGGUGCUGUUGUGUCUUUGUCUCUUGGUUCCCACCGAGGCUGUGGGAGGAGCCAAGAGUCGACCAAAACCUCAAAGACGACCACCGAAGAAGCCAAAGGUCAAGCCCAUUGACUCAACCCCACCGACUCAGAAUAUCGACAUCCAGCAGAUGACAGGGAAAUGGUAUCUCCUAAAUACGGCCUCCAAGUGUUCUUACCUGAUAAAACAUGGAACCAAGGUGGAGCCGACGGUCAUGACCCUUACAGGUUCAUCCAACCAAACUCUGUCAGUAAGCACUAAAACAAGACAUAAUCAUCAAUGUUGGGAGAUAUUGCAGGAAUACCAUCUAACUUCAACCCCGGGGAAGCUGACACUUAAAGGAACUCGCCCUGAACUCAACACCGACAUUGUGAUUGGAGACACAGACUACACCAACUAUGCAGUUUUGUACUAUCAGAAACUCGGGAAGGUCACAGCAAAGCUCUAUAGUAGGUCUGUGGAUGACCUGUCCGAGCCAAUAUUGACUAAGUUUGAACAGCUUGCUGAAAAACAUGGCAUGGGUCUUGCCUACCUCUUCCCCUUCCCCACCUACAGUCACUGUGGUGAAGUGGACCAGGACCACAAAAUAAGUAAGAUCUCUCACGGUUGGGUACAAGUUGCUCAUCGGAUAAGAAGAACUAGCAAUAUUUAUUAAAACAUCAGAUUUUUUGUGCAGUCAUUAAGGUUGAGUGCUGGAGACAACACAAUGGUGAAAAACGUAGUGAGGAGAUUGACAUCACCACAAUAAUAUCAUCACCACAAUUGAAAUUACAUAUCUUCCUAAUAUUAGAUGAAAAAAUGUUAGUCAUUGUGAUAAGCUAAUCCAAAGCACAACAUUUGAGCUCCAGCUCCCGUUUUCCAUCAUAACCAGUUCAGUUAAUCAGCAAUGUCAUGUUAGUGAAGCGUGGACAUGUUUUCUAAUGUUUUUAAUGAUUCCACUAAUAAUAAAAUAAUAUAGCUCUGCAGGAAAUAUAUUAAACAUGGUUUGAAGUCAGCUCCUUUACCUUUGUGAAAAUCUUAAAAACAAAACCUUUCAGAGUCUUACAGGCCUUGACUUGACGUCGUCUUUUCCUGUUGUCUACUUUUACAUAACUGUAAGACUUCAAGUCACUGCAUGAGCGACUGAAGGAAUGACUGUUUUGUAACUUCCUUUACUGCUUAAUCAAUAUCAACUAUUCAUAAUUUUAGACUUCAUAGAAACUCUGCGUGCUUCUUACUGUUGAGAAACAUGUCGCUCUUCUGCCCCAAAGAUAAAAAUCAUUCAAUGGUUAAUUGAAUUUACAAAGUUUUGCAAAACUUUCAGCAUUUUCUGUUAUGUAAAGCUCUUAUUUAAACUUGCUCAAUUUAAAGAUCUUAUUAAGCUAAUUUCCUGAGACCAUUUAAUCUCUGUUUCUACUUAUCACCUGGACACAGAGACAGAAAUUUGACUAAAACCUUAAGGUCAGUCGGGUUGCUCCUGCAGGCUGUGCACAUGCUCUGCAAAACUUAUGAAACGUUGAGAAGAACAAGUUACCCAACAUCCAUUUCCUGUCAAAAGGGCAUCCGUGUACAUCCAAUGUAAUUUCAUGUGCCACUUCUUGUU